AUGGAGAGACAGGCAGCAGCGCUGAGCCAGUGUCUUGACCAGAAGGCGCUCGUCUUCAUGACGGCGGCACGCAACAGCAGCGAGGCGUACUGGGACGCGGCGCAGAGCGACAACAUGCGCUUCCACUUCCACCCCGCCGCCAUCGUGUACGCGCAGAGCGCUGGCGACGUCCAGGCAGCUGUUGCCUGUGGCGCCCAGUACGGCGUCGCUGUUGCUGCACGCAGCGGCGGGCACAGCUUCGUGGGGCACGGCAGCGGGGGACAGGACGGCAGCCUGGUCGUCGAUGUCGGGCAGCUGGCCGACGUGCGUCUCGAGGGCGACGUGGCGCACGUCGAGCCAGGCGCACGUCUCGGCGACGUCGUCAAGGCGCUCUGGGCACAGGGCCGCCGCGCCAUGCCGCACGGCACAUGUCCGCCCGUCGGCGUCGGCGGCCACGCCCUCUGCGGCGGCUUCGGCCCCACGUCGCGCCGCUGGGGCAUGACGGCCGACAACAUCGUCGCCGCCGACGUCGUGCUGGCCAACAGCACCCUCGUGCGCGCCUCGGCCACCGAGAAUGCCGAGCUGUGGUGGGCGCUGCGCGGCGCAGGCGCCUACUUUGGCAUCGUCACGCGCUUCGAGUUCUCUACGUACGACGCCAGUCCGCCCGGCGUGUUCAUCGAGUACCGUUGGUCGCCGUCGCUACGCUCGCCGGCGGACCUGACGCGCCUCGUCGAGGCCGUGCAGGACUUUGCUCUCGAUGCACGUCUGCCGCCCGAGCUCGGCUUCCACCUGCAGUUCCAGGCGCCGACGCCCAACGACCCGCGCGGCGGCGUCGUCUCGGUGCACCUGCGCGGCAUCUACGGCGGUGCGCUGGGCGCCUACACGCCGCAGUGGGAGCGUCUGCUGGCGGCGCUGCGCUCGCGCAACGCCCCGCCGCCCGACGUGCGCACCGAGCGCGAGAUGUCCUUCCUCGCGCUGAUGGAGGAGUGGGACGACUUCGGACAGGCCGGCAACAAGCUCGACACGCAGGCCGAGCGGCUGGCGCACAACAACUUCGUCUCGCGCACGUCGCUCUCGCUGGGCCAGCAGGCACUCUCGCGCAACGCGCUCAACCCCGUCUUUGAGACGAUCUGGCGGCGCGCCUCGCAGCAUCGCGAGCAGCUGGGCCAGGGCUGGAUGUGGAACGUCUACAUGGAGAUGUUCGGCGGCGGCGCCGGCAAUGCACGGCACGCGGCGCCCGACAUGGUGGCGCAGAGCGCCCUGCCGCACCGCGACGGCACCUGGCUGGUGCAGAGCACCGUCGGCACGGCGGGCACGCAGCACCUGGGCGGCGCGGCGCGCGAGACGCUUGACGAGCUCGAUGCCGUCUUCCAGCAGGCGCUGCGCUCCGACGGCAUCGGGCGCGCCGGCUUUGCCUGCUACGCCGAGGCGACGCUGCCGGCGGACCAGUGGCGCUCGCUCUACUACGGCGACAAUGCGCCACGCCUCGAACGCCUCAAGCGCCAGCUGGACGCCGGCAAUGUCUUCCGCAACCCGCAGAGCAUGCUCGUCGAUGGCGCGCAGCCCGCCAAGGCUGCGGACAUCUACAUAGCGCAUCCACUGCCAUGA
Messenger RNA from Tilletiopsis washingtonensis, 1587 nucleotides. RefSeq names its product FAD-binding domain-containing protein. The coding region runs from base 1 to 1587 and encodes 528 amino acids. The record is from RefSeq and is a predicted model, not a curated record. The transcript has a single exon. NCBI's taxonomy places the organism in Eukaryota, Fungi, Basidiomycota, Exobasidiomycetes, Entylomatales. Gene Ontology annotation, molecular function: FAD binding; oxidoreductase activity.